AUGUAUUCUAUCGGGAGGAGAUUAUUCUCUUACUUCGCAAGAGACAAAGUUUCAAAGUUUACUCCAGAAAAGAUCCGUAAUUUUUCAAUAAUUGCCCAUAUUGAUCAUGGCAAAAGCACUCUUGCCGAUCGGAUUCUAGAGAUGACUGGAAAUAUUUAAGAAAUUAGAGAAAAAUGAUCAACAUCAGGUGCUUGACACAUUAGCAGUUGAAAGAGAAAGAGGAAUCACGGUACUUGCCCAGACGGCUUCAAUAAUAACGAAAUAUCAAAAUGAUGAUUAUUUAUUAAACCUAAUUGACACACCUGGCCAUGUAGAUUUUUCAUAUCAAGUCAACAGAAGCUUAAGAGCUUGACAGGGAGCAGUACUCCUUGUAGAUGCUACUUCAAGUAUUCAGGCACAAACCUUAUCAAAUUUGCAGAAAGCUAGAGAUGCUAAUUUAAAAAUUAUUCCUGUUAUCAAUAAAGUAGACCUUGACUCAGCAAAUAUUGAGAAGACCUAUGAAGAUCUUGUGUUACAACUAGACUUUGAUGAAGAUGAAAUCUUAAAAAUUUCAGCUAAGACAGGUCUAAACUGUGAUAAACUUAUUGAGAGAAUCAUUACAGAUAUUGAAUAUCCUAAAGGAGAUCCAGAAGCUGCAGCCAGAGCUUUCCUCUUCAACGCUGAUUAUAUUGGAGAUAGAGGUGUAAAAUGAAUGAUUCAGAUGAUAGAUGGCGAGAUUGAUCUCGCAAGAGACCGUAGUAUCCAUUCCUUCCAUAAAUCUAAAUAAGUAUGAUAUGUUUGAGGUUGGGGUAGUCACUCCUGAAUUAGCUCCGACUGGAAUUUUAAAGACAGGACAAGUUGGAUACUUUUUAUCAAAUAUGAAAUCAAUCAAGGAUGCUCAUAUUGGAGAUACUUUCUAUCUCACAGGAUCGAGGGACAGUAUAAACCCUUUCCCAGGAUAUGAACCUCCUCAAUGAAUGGUUUACUCUGGAAUUUAUCCAGAAUCUGCAGAGGAAUACGAAGCAUGUGAAAAAGCAAUUCAAUCAUUGUUAUUGACAGAUGGAAGUAUCUCUUUUCAAUAUGAGAAUAGUGCAGCUCUGGGAGGCGGCUUCAGAUUAGGUUUUCUGGGAAUGCUUCAUCUUGACAUUUUCCGACAAAGGAUCAAAGAUGAGCAUGGUAUCGAAGUGAUCAUCACUCAUCCUAGUGUAAACUAUAAAUGCCAUUUAAGAAAUGGAGAAAUGAUAGAAGUUGACAAUCCAAACGAAUCUCCUGAUGCAGCAAUGAUCGAUUAUUGGGAAGAAGCUAUAUGAGAUACGACUAUUAUGGUCCCAAGAGAAUAUUUAGAAGCUAUAGGAUAUUUAGGGCUCCCUUAUUAUCAGGAGUUCCUUGAAGAGCAAAUUAUAUGAAAGUACAAGAUCCCUCUAGCUGAAAUGAUAGGAACUUUCUUUGAUCAACUGAAAUCAUCAACUUCCGGUUAUGCAUCAGUAGAAUACAAAGUAAUUGGAUAUGAACCAUGAGAACUUUCAAAAGUAGUAUUCCAUCUUAAUGGUGAGCCAGUAGAUGCUCUAUCAUUCCUAGUGUAUACCAACAAAGCAAGAGAAUUCUCUCUAUAUUAUGCCAGGAAGUUGAAAGAUAUUCUACCUCCUCAGCAAUUUGCUGUUGCAAUCCAGGCAAAGAUUGGAGGGAAAGUAAUUUGUAGAGAAACAAUCAGAGCUCUGAGAAAAGACGUAACUGCUAAACUUUAUGGAGGAGAUAACACAAGAAGGACAAAAUUACUCGAUAAACAAAAGAAAGGAAAGAAGUUAAUGAGACAACUUGGAAAAAUUAACGUUAACUCAGAUGUAUUUUUCAAAUUACUCAAAAGAUAAUUAAUUUAUCCUCAUAUUCAAC
Moneuplotes crassus is the source of this 1869-nucleotide messenger RNA. The record is from the annotation of a GenBank genome assembly. Lineage: Eukaryota; Ciliophora; Spirotrichea; Euplotida; Euplotidae.